Molecule: messenger RNA, 1155 nt
Organism: Bactrocera tryoni
Lineage: Eukaryota; Metazoa; Arthropoda; Insecta; Diptera; Tephritidae
Exons: 4
Coding region: 1-1155 (384 amino acids)
Source: RefSeq, a predicted model, not a curated record
AUGGCGGCGCAGUCAUACGCAGCAUUCGCUGGACCGACUUGUGUCCGCCGCUACUGGCUAAUAUGCUGCCAAAUAAUACUGUUCGCUUGCUUGUUGUGCUUGCUAAUAGUAUUAUUAUGCCCGUCGUACAUCUUGACCAAUGGCAAUGACAACGCGUACAACAACAACAAUAGCAGCAACACUAGUACGCAACGUGACGGCGAUUUUCCAACGCAAAUUCGCAAUAAAUUAGAGGAAAAUCCCAACAGUCAGCAGGAAGCGCCACAUCACCACAACCGAAGCGUUGAAGGCAACGUUGUUGUUGUUGUUGAUGGUGUGGUCGGUGGUUUACUUGACGACCACAACAAUUUGCCCAAGUCACGCAACGCGGCUGGACGCGACUACGGUAGAAAAACUGCUUGGCCUGCUUAUAACGACGCGCCCGCGGGUUCCACAUUCGUUAUGGAGGACGGCGAGGAAAUUAUUACUAGCAGCGCUAGGAUUCUGCAUAACAGUAAAGUUAACAACGGAAAUGCAGUGGGAAAUAAAACUAGCACACAGAAUCCUAUCAAACUCGCACCACUGGGGAAUAUAUUGAAGAGCAGACAGAAAAAGUUCCUCAUUUUUAGUGGAGCUGGCGUGUUGAAACACGUCGUGGGUGUAUCUUUUCCAAUUCCUCUCGCCGAUCCGCAUCGCUCCUUUAAUCACUACUACAAUUUACAAAUCCAAUAUCCAAACCUGCCGAGGCCGCUCUAUUGGUGGAAUUUUUUCAACUCUAGUAGUUUUGCAGCUCGUCGCCGACAGCGUCAACUAACAGAGGCCACCCAUAAGAAACUCAAUCCACAUAUUAAACACGAUGCAAGUCGGGAAUUUAUUUACAAAGGAAUCGAACAAAUUUUUGAACAGCAAGGUCUACCGGGUGAAUUCUGCUUACAACAAGCCAUUUGUGAAGUCUCCCAACUGCCGUUUCAUGUGCCACGAAUUUGGCGUAAUGAUUUGAGACACUUUUGGCAGGCCAUAAUCAAUGCUAUAUUAAUACCCACUGUACCCAAUGUGGACAUGAAAUAUUUGCAUGCCAGCCAAGCGGGACGUUUCGGUGUUGACUGUCAACAAGCGUUUAGUCAGUGCCCGCAAAGAGUAAAUGAGUGGCUGCGCAGAGUGGCUAAUAUGGUUUGA